CAUGGUUGCAAACAAUGGCAUUUUAGCUCUCAGCUGGUGGGCUGGUGUCAGUAACAAAACACUCCACAAACACACAAGUUUGACAGAUAACAAUAACAAAGUAUAAAAUGAGUAAUCAUAUUGCGAUAAUAUGUGGAUAAACUAUAUUCAAUGUCAGAAAAUCAACUGCUGACGGAAUAUUAGUGAAUGAUAACAUUUUUAUAAUGUAUGUGUGAUCUCGUAAAUAAAGGCCAAAGAUUCUCUCAUCAUCUGCUGAUGUAUUUUCUCUGAUUUGGAUGCGUUAUCCUUUGUUAAUUAAACUUGACACAUCGAAUUUAUAAAUCUUGUCAUGAUGAUUAUAGCAACAAUUGCUAUAACCCUGUGUCUAUUUAAUCCUAUUUUUGGCGUAGUUAAGUAUCAACCGGAAGCAGUGCAUAUCGCCUAUGGAGAGAAUAUUCAUGACAUUGUUGUUACUUGGAGUACGAGGGAUGACACGACAGAAUCUAUAGUCGAAUAUGGAAUAAAUGGUUUCGCUUUAAGUGAACAUGGAAAUUCGAAACUUUUUGUUGAUGGUGGUGCAAAGAAGAACAAACAAUACUUUCAUCGAGUUUACUUGAGGAAUUUAACUCCAAAUAAUAGAUACACAUAUCAUUGUGGAAGUAAUUUAGGAUGGUCGGACGUAUUUUACUUUGUGACUGCGCCCGACAAUUCAUCGUCCUGGGCGCCCCAUAUCGUUCUUUUUGGUGAUAUGGGAAACGAAAAUGCCCAAAGUUUGCCUCGUUUACAAGAGGAGACGCAAAGAGGUGUUUACGAUGCUGUGAUUCACGUGGGAGAUUUUGCCUACGACAUGCAUUCGGAAAAUGCUCAAGUCGGCGAUCAAUUUAUGCAGCAAAUUGAAGAAAUCGCCGCCUAUUUGCCAUACAUGACAGUUCCUGGUAAUCACGAGGAAAGAUACAAUUUUAGCAAUUACAGAGCUCGCUUCUCAAUGCCUGGAGAUUCCGAAAGUUUGUGGUACAGUUUCAAUAUGGGUCCUAUUCAUUUCAUCGGUAUUGAAACGGAAGCUUAUUAUUUCAUGAACUAUGGACUUAAACAGCUUGUUAAACAGUAUGAAUGGCUCAAGAAAGAUUUAGAGGAAGCGAAUAGACCCGAAGUGAGAGCAAUUAGACCCUGGAUAGUAACGUUCGGUCACAGACCAAUGUACUGCAGUAAUUUAAAUUCAGAUGAUUGUACAAAUCAUCAAUCUCUAGUUAGAGUCGGUUUACCUUUUCUCAAUUGGUUCGGACUUGAGAAACUCUUCUUUGAUAAUCAAGUUGAUCUUGAAAUUUGGGCUCAUGAACAUAGUUACGAGCGAAUGUGGCCGAUGUACAACUUUCAGAUUUAUAAUGGAAGUUAUCAUGAACCUUACAAAAAUUAUCAAGCUCCCGUUCACAUUAUUACCGGAUCGGCAGGUUGCAAAGAAGGAAGAGAAAAAUUCGUACCUGAAAGACCAGAUUGGUCUGCUUUUCGCAGUUCCGAUUAUGGUUACACAAAAAUGAAGGCUUACAAUAAAACACAUCUCUACUUAGAGCAGAUUUCUGAUGACAAAGCCGGCGAAGUUAUAGAUCAUAUUUGGCUCAUAAAAGACGAAAUCUAUCCAGAAUUUAUAAAAUUAUCAAAUUAAUGAAAUUAAUGAAAUUAAUGAAAUGAAUUCCCUAGAACUUAAUUAUUCUCAAAAAGGUCACAAAAAAUUUUCAAAUUACUCUCUUUCUUCAUAAUACUCCAAACAUCUUUUUUUAAAUUUAAAUAUCAUUUUGAUGCCUAUUUAAAAUAAUAAUAAUUAGGAUAGUAACGAAAAUAAUUUCUUAUUUCUUUUUCUGAGAAAGCAUUUUUAAAUAAUCGAAUUUUAGAAU
Leptopilina heterotoma is the source of this 1868-nucleotide messenger RNA. RefSeq names its product acid phosphatase type 7. NCBI's taxonomy places the organism in Eukaryota, Metazoa, Arthropoda, Insecta, Hymenoptera, Figitidae. The transcript has 8 exons. Bases 329 to 1639 code for a protein of 436 amino acids. Gene Ontology annotation, molecular function: metal ion binding; acid phosphatase activity. The record is from RefSeq and is a predicted model, not a curated record.